CGACAGCGUUUGAGAAUAAUGAGAUCAAUAGACGAUGAGAAAGAUAAUGGCGUUAGAAAAUGUUGGUCCAGCUUUGAGAGGAGUUUUAGCUCGAAUAAAUGAAGCAGUAGAGAAACGACCUGAGAAUCUUCCAAAAGUGGUACCAAGAUUGGUGGCUGUGAGCAAGACAAAACCAGUUGAAUACAUAUUAGAGGCAUAUGAACAUGGACAGAGAAAUUUUGGGGAAAAUUACGUACAAGAAUUAGCGAAAAAAGCAAGUGACCCCAGAUUACAUCAGCUUAGUGAUCUCAAGUGGCAUUUCAUUGGACAYCUACAAAGAAAUAAAUGCAAUAAUCUAACAGCAAUUCCAAACUUAUUUAUGGUGGAAACAAUAAACUCUACACAACUUGCUACAGCACUAAACAAGUCAUGGGGGAGAACUGACAAUAAAGAACCAUUAAAAGUGAUGGUUGAAGUGAACACGAGUAAUGAAAAAAGUAAAAUGGGUUGUGGCAGUGACGACUGCUGCAGCAUAGUAAACUUCAUUAUUCAAAAUUGUCCCAAUCUAAAAUUCAUAGGAUUAAUGACUAUWGGUCAAUAUAACUAUGACUGGGGAAAACAUGGACCAAAUCCUGAUUUCAUGUGUUUAAUGAGAUGCCAAGAAAAUGUCUGUGAGAAACUAAACAUGCCUCAAGAUCAAGUGGAAUUAAGUAUGGGAAUGUCUUCUGACUUUGACAAAGCAAUACUAAUGGGUAGUACAAACGUCCGUGUUGGCAGUACCAUAUUUGGUGAAAGAGAUCCAACAACGAAAAAGGGAUCAACUGAAUCUGAAGAGAAAACCGCUGCAAACAAAGAUAAUAAAUCAGAGCCUGAAAAAGAUGAAAAACCUGAACUCUCGUCAAACUUGAAAAAACUUGCUUUAGCAUAACACCAUAAAAUUAUAAAAUUUGAUUGUGUAGUUCUAGUACCCCUCCCCACCCCCACCCAUUAAAGAACUUCGAAUAUCCAAGGGGUAGGGGGGCCAGAAAAAAACAACAAAAUUACAGAGUUUUAUGGAAGAAAAUUGGAAUUGUUGGGGGAAGAGGGGUAUAGAUAAUUUCUGGAGCUAAAUGUUAUACAUCAAAACUGUAAAUAAAUAUGUUAAGGCGUAGAAUAAAUUUUCGCCACUAUUGAUA
Molecule: messenger RNA, 1154 nt
Organism: Actinia tenebrosa (Australian red waratah sea anemone)
Lineage: Eukaryota; Metazoa; Cnidaria; Anthozoa; Actiniaria; Actiniidae
Product: pyridoxal phosphate homeostasis protein
Cellular component (GO): intracellular anatomical structure
Molecular function (GO): pyridoxal phosphate binding
Source: RefSeq, a predicted model, not a curated record